Molecule: messenger RNA, 2607 nt
Organism: Solanum lycopersicum (tomato)
Lineage: Eukaryota; Viridiplantae; Streptophyta; Magnoliopsida; Solanales; Solanaceae
Biological process (GO): DNA integration
Molecular function (GO): nucleic acid binding
Source: RefSeq, a predicted model, not a curated record
AUGGCAGCACCACCUACCACACAAGAGGGAGCUUCACAAACACGACCACCACUAUUUAAUGUCAAAUACUAUGGAUGGUGCAAAAAUCGUGUAAUGGAUCAUCUUAUUGGCGAAAACCCUGAUCUAUGGGAAGUAAUUCUAGCUGGACCAACUAUGCCUAUGAAAACUGCAACUGAUGGAAUCACCAAAAUCCCAAAGGAAAGAAAAGAAUGGAAUGCUGAAGACAAGCUCGCAAUCCAAAACAAUGCCAAAGCCAAGAAAAUUCUGAUCUGUGGCAUAGGACCAGACGAAUACAAUCGAAUCUCAUCUUGUCAAGAUGCCAAAGCCAUAUGCGAAACACUACAAACCGCUCAUAAAGGAACAACGCAAGUCAAGAAGUCCAAAAUUGAUAACUUGAACAGACAAUAUGAACUGUUCAGGAUGGCAGAAGGGGAGACCAUACAAGACAUGCACACCAGGUUCACUUUAAUCAUCAAUGAGAUGUACUCCUUGGGAGAGAUAGUUCCUACUGGAAAGGUAGUAAAGAAACUCUUGAGUGUCCUUCCUGAAACUUGGGCAAACAAAGUCGAGGAUAUCACUGAAGCCCGCGACCUAGAUUCACUAGCCAUGGAUGAGUUAAUUGGUAAUCUCAUCACAUACGAACUCAAGAAAAACCAAGAAAAGGAAAUUGGAGGAAAAAGGAAGGAAAGGAACCUGGUUCUAAAGGCUACUGCAUCAGAUGAUUUCGAGGAUGAAAAAUAUUGCCCUUAUAACCAAAAGAAAAAGACAAACCCUGAGAAGGGCAAAGACAUCAAGAAAGAUAAGUUUGUUCCCUCAAACAGAAGAAUUACAACUCAAGAGGCAAAUAUCUCAAUGAAAAGGUCCUUUGCAGCAAUGGGGAAUUCAUCUGAUGAAGAAUAUGAGGAUGAUGAGACAGAAAACAAAUCCCUUCUUGCACUAGAACAAGAAGAUAAUUAUGACUUUCUUGCUCUUGUAGCAGUAGAAACAAAGGAAGAAAAGGAAACCUGCAGAUUACAAGAAACCAUAUUAGCACUCAUGGCUGGAUCAGAUUCUGAAGAGGACAAAGAAGAAGAAUAUACUAAUGAAAAGAAUACUGAGCUAAGUAAGAACCUAGAUUUGGUAACUAAAAGGAAUGGAGCACUAACCAAAGAGCUUCUUGUGACUAAAACUGAAGCUGAAAAUGGAAUGAGAUGGAUCAGGUCCUCCACAUUGCUUGAAAACAUUCACAAGAAUCGUACAUCUGAGAGACAUGGGAUAGGAUCAGUGAGAAGGAAGCAACAACAAUGGUACUUGGAAAGUGCAUGUUGCAGAUACAUGACUGGAGAUAAAAGAAGCUUCCUCUCACUCAAAAACAUCAAAAGAGGAAACGUUGCCUUUGGUAAUGGAAAAAGUGGGGAAAUUCAGGGAAUUGGAAAGGUUGGGUCCAUGGAUACUCAUGCAAUUAAGAAUGUAUACUAUGUGAAUGGCCUACAACAUAAUCUAUUGAUCGUAUCUCAAAUAUACGAUAAAGGAAACAAUGUUCUCUUUACAGAAAAAGAAUGCAGAAUAACAAACUCAGUGACUGGGAACCUGGUUCUACUAGGUAAGAGACACAAGAAUGUGUACAAAGCCAAGAUUGUUAACUCUAAGGAAGAUACUCUUAAAUGUCUAAGUGCAGUAUCUGAUUGCUCCAUGAUCUGGAACAAAAGAAUGGGAAACAUUAGCAUAACAACAAUAAAUAAACUCAUAUCUAAAGACCUGGUUAGGGGACUGCCAACCAAAAGUUUCAGGGACAACCAAGUAUGUGAAACCUGCAUUCAAGGAAAACAGGUUAGAUCAUCCUUCAAACCAAAGUUGACAGUGAGUACUACCAAGCCACUAGAACUGCUACACAUGGAUUUGUGUGGACCAAUGCGUAUACAAAACAGAGGUGGGAAAAGAUAUGUGUUUGUAAUAGUUGAUGACUAUUCAAGAUUCACUUGGACAUUGUUUCUUGCAACAAAGGAUGAAACAUUCACUAUGUUUGAAAUCUUUGCAAAGCUGGUUCAGAAAAAACUCAACAAAGAAAUAAUUAGCAUCAGAUCUGAUCAUGGGCUGGAGUUUGAGAACUCACAAUUCGUACAAUUUUGUUCUACAAAUGGGAUUGAGCAUAACUUCUCAGCACCUAGAACACCACAACAAAAUGGUGUAGUUAAGAGGAAAAAUAGAACACUGGAAGAUAUUGCAAGAACAAUGUUAAUCUCAAGCAAACUUCCAAAAUUCUAUUGGACUGAAGCAGUAAACAUAGGAUGCUAUCUAAUAAACAGAUGUAUGAUCAGAUCAGUGUUAAACAAAACACCAUAUGAGCUUCUAAAAGGAAGAAAACCAAAUUUAGCACAUCUUAGGGCCUUUGGGUGUGCAUGCUUUAUACACAACAAUGACAAGGACAACUUGGGAAAAUUUGAUGCCAAGAGUGAUGAAGGAAUUUUUCUGCGCUAUUCGUCACAAAGCAAAGCGUACAAGGUACUGAAUAAAAGAACAAACCGUGUAGAAGAAAGUGUUCAUGUUGUCUUUAAUGAAAAUAACAGUGAAGUUGAAGGAAAUUCAAAGGAUGAACAGAAUGAGGGAACCUGCUCCAAGACAUCAUAA